UAAAGGCUGUUCAGCUCGCGACAAUUUCAGAGCACUGACGUGAAAAAUCUGGGAUGCUUUCGGGUCUAGUUAUCAACUCUGGGAAUGAGGCAGAAAGAAAACACGUCUACCACUCAGGCAUAGAAGUGUCCAGCUCAAGUGUCUUACUACUUCCAGGUCCCCCAAUUUACUUGUUUCCUGGGUUCUUAGAAGUGAUGAAGCAAACGCAGAAAAUAGGGCCUAAGCCUAUUAAAGACGGUUUUCCACCGGCGGGUCCUAGGCCAGGAGUCUUAGGGUAUAAGUACAUCUGGGUGAAUGGAGUCCUGGUCCUUUAAGGGUGUGUGCCAAGGGGCGGAGUCUAGAGCGGAAGUUGUAAAUCAGGGCUGAAGUCCGGCUAAUGAAGGGCGGAAGUGGAGUGUCCAGGGUUGUAAUUAUGGCGCAGGAAGAGGAAGAUAUUCGAGAUUACAAUUUGACUGAAGAGCAGAAGGCAAUCAAGGCCAAGUAUCCUCCAGUCAUUCGGAAAUACGAGUAUUUGGAUCAUACGGCAGAUGUCCAGUUACAUGCGUGGGGAGAUACUCUGGAGGAAGCAUUUGAGCAAUGUGCAAUGGCCAUGUUUGGUUACAUGACAGAUACUGGGACUGUGGAGCCCCUCCAAACACUAGAAGUAGAAACCCAAGGAGAUGACUUAGAGUCUCUUCUGUUUCACUUUUUGGAUGAGUGGCUUUAUAAGUUCAGUGCUGACGAAUUCUUCAUACCCCGGGAAGUGAAGGUACUUCAUAUCGAUCAAAGAAAUUUCAAAUUACGGUCAAUUGGAGAGCGUGCACAUGAGUUGGGGAGGGGCAGAAGGAGAGAGAGAAUCUUAAGCAGGCUCUAUGCCCAGCGCAUGGGCUUAUGACCUGAGCCAAAAUCAAGAGUCAGACGCUUAACCGACUGAGCCACGUAGGUGUUCCAUGUUCUUCCAGUAUUUCUAUACGUGGUAUCUGCAUUUUACAAACAUGGAAAUUAGUAACACCUAGAACCACCUGGCUAUAUGACUCUCUUCAUUGUCUUCAUACCAUAUCCUUUAAUAUAUAACAAAUCACAUUUAUGUAAUGAUCCUCUGAGGUUAGUAUAGCAGCCAUCACUCACAUUUUAUAUAUAAGGAAACACUUCAUGUUUGGGUGAUAUUUCUAAGGUACAACCCAAAAAGAGAUCACUGACAAAGACUGUGCCACUUUCUCUGACAUUUAUUCUGAAAGUUCAAAAGUUAAUGUUAUUUAGCAGAGACAUUUGAACUAUAGAAACAUCUGGUUUCCUAGGACAAGACAGUAAAGAAUGGUGGAUUUCUACUGUUUCUUCCCACUGUCAAAUAUACAACUGUG
Herpailurus yagouaroundi (jaguarundi) is the source of this 1340-nucleotide messenger RNA. It is a transcript of the gene TSLIG1, whose product is annotated as zinc finger and BTB domain containing 8 opposite strand. The record is from RefSeq and is a predicted model, not a curated record. NCBI's taxonomy places the organism in Eukaryota, Metazoa, Chordata, Mammalia, Carnivora, Felidae. Gene Ontology annotation, cellular component: tRNA-splicing ligase complex. The transcript has 6 exons. The coding region runs from base 377 to 874 and encodes 165 amino acids. Gene Ontology annotation, biological process: tRNA splicing, via endonucleolytic cleavage and ligation.